AGCUAGGGGCGGAAGAGCCUAUAUAAAGGUCGCGCCAGCGUCGUGACGCAGUUAGAUCCGCUUGACUCUACGUGACCGUUCGUUUGUCUGGAGCGCCGUCCUUGGGAAAAUGCAGAUCUUUGUGAAAACCUUGACGGGCAAAACCAUCACCCUAGAGGUAGAGCCCAGCGAUACCAUUGAGAAUGUCAAGGCCAAAAUCCAGGACAAAGAAGGCAUUCCUCCAGACCAGCAGAGGUUGAUCUUUGCCGGAAAGCAGCUGGAAGAUGGACGCACCUUGUCCGACUACAACAUCCAGAAAGAAUCCACUCUGCACUUGGUCCUGCGCCUCCGAGGUGGUAUGCAGAUCUUUGUGAAAACCUUGACGGGCAAAACCAUCACCCUAGAGGUAGAGCCCAGCGACACCAUUGAGAAUGUCAAGGCCAAAAUCCAGGACAAAGAAGGCAUUCCUCCAGACCAGCAGAGGCUGAUCUUUGCCGGAAAGCAGCUGGAAGAUGGGCGCACCUUGUCCGACUACAACAUCCAGAAAGAAUCCACUCUGCACUUGGUCCUGCGCCUCCGAGGUGGUAUGCAGAUCUUUGUGAAAACCUUGACGGGCAAAACCAUCACCCUAGAGGUAGAGCCCAGCGAUACCAUUGAGAAUGUCAAGGCCAAAAUCCAAGACAAAGAAGGCAUUCCUCCAGACCAGCAGAGGUUGAUCUUUGCCGGAAAGCAGCUGGAAGAUGGACGCACCUUGUCCGACUACAACAUCCAGAAAGAAUCCACUCUGCACUUGGUCCUGCGCCUCCGAGGUGGUAUGCAGAUCUUUGUGAAAACCUUGACGGGCAAAACCAUCACCCUAGAGGUAGAGCCCAGCGAUACCAUUGAGAAUGUCAAGGCCAAAAUCCAAGACAAAGAAGGCAUUCCUCCAGACCAGCAGAGGUUGAUCUUUGCCGGAAAGCAGCUGGAAGAUGGACGCACCUUGUCCGACUACAACAUCCAGAAAGAAUCCACUCUGCACUUGGUCCUGCGCCUCCGAGGUGGUAUGCAGAUCUUUGUGAAAACCUUGACGGGCAAAACCAUCACCCUAGAGGUAGAGCCCAGCGACACCAUUGAGAAUGUCAAGGCCAAAAUCCAGGACAAAGAAGGCAUUCCUCCAGACCAGCAGAGGCUGAUCUUUGCCGGAAAGCAGCUGGAAGAUGGACGCACCUUGUCCGACUACAACAUCCAGAAAGAAUCCACUCUGCACUUGGUCCUGCGCCUCCGAGGUGGUAUGCAGAUCUUUGUGAAAACCUUGACGGGCAAAACCAUCACCCUAGAGGUAGAGCCCAGCGAUACCAUUGAGAAUGUCAAGGCCAAAAUCCAAGACAAAGAAGGCAUUCCUCCAGACCAGCAGAGGUUGAUCUUUGCCGGAAAGCAGCUGGAAGAUGGGCGCACCUUGUCCGACUACAACAUCCAGAAAGAAUCCACUCUGCACUUGGUCCUGCGCCUCCGAGGUGGUAUGCAGAUCUUUGUGAAAACCUUGACGGGCAAAACCAUCACCCUAGAGGUAGAGCCCAGCGAUACCAUUGAGAAUGUCAAGGCCAAAAUCCAGGACAAAGAAGGCAUUCCUCCAGACCAGCAGAGGCUGAUCUUUGCCGGAAAGCAGCUGGAAGAUGGGCGCACCUUGUCCGACUACAACAUUCAGAAAGAAUCCACUCUGCAUUUGGUCCUGCGUUUAAGGGGCGGUAACUGAACUUGCUCCUGCUAGCAUCUGAAUAAAAAUUUCACUGCACCUUGUUCCAAUAAAGCUGUUGCAUUCAC
This is a messenger RNA of Emys orbicularis (European pond turtle), 1779 nucleotides long. It is a transcript of the gene UBC, whose product is annotated as ubiquitin C. Gene Ontology annotation, biological process: modification-dependent protein catabolic process; protein ubiquitination. The record is from RefSeq and is a predicted model, not a curated record. Bases 110 to 1711 code for a protein of 533 amino acids. NCBI's taxonomy places the organism in Eukaryota, Metazoa, Chordata, Testudines, Emydidae. Gene Ontology annotation, molecular function: protein tag activity; ubiquitin protein ligase binding; RNA binding. The transcript has 2 exons. Gene Ontology annotation, cellular component: nucleus; cytoplasm.